Messenger RNA from Exophiala viscosa, 1647 nucleotides. Its product is annotated as fungal-specific transcription factor domain-containing protein. Gene Ontology annotation, molecular function: DNA binding; zinc ion binding; DNA-binding transcription factor activity, RNA polymerase II-specific. Gene Ontology annotation, biological process: DNA-templated transcription; regulation of DNA-templated transcription. Lineage: Eukaryota; Fungi; Ascomycota; Eurotiomycetes; Chaetothyriales; Herpotrichiellaceae. The transcript is spliced from 3 exons. Bases 1 to 1647 code for a protein of 548 amino acids. The record is from RefSeq and is a predicted model, not a curated record.
AUGCUCGAAAAGGCUAACAAUAAUCCCGACCAGGCGUGCGACCUUUGCUAUCGCAGGAGGAUCAAAUGCGACGCACAAAAGCCCCGGUGCACUAAUUGUGUAUUGCAUGACUCGACCUGUACUUUUGGAGCUGCAAGCCGCAAAGCGCGGGCUAGGCAUCGGGAGUCGGGCGAAGACAUUGGAGCUCUGCGAUUGCAGGUAGAGCGUCUCGAAUCAAGUCUUCGCCGGGCUUCACAGAGGAUCGACGAGCUUCAAGGUCUUGUACCGAGAUGGGACAAGGCUUCAGACGUUCCGGCUGCCUCGGUCGGCCUCCAUGAAGUUCAGGUCGACUUGGUCCAACAAGAGCUCCCUGGUGCACGCAUGGAACUGCCACCGCUUCAGGAAGUCCUGUCUGCGACGGAAGUUUACCUGACAACACUCAACGCGGUUCUUCCGCUGUUCCAUCCCGGUCGGCUACUGCAAUCGAUCAACGAUUGGUACGCACAUCCUGGUCGAAGACAGCCUCCAACAUGGGCGGCAAUCAACGUGGUUCUCGCGCUGGCCAGUCGUCGCGACGAAGCGACACUGCGUGAGAGCGCGGCGUACUACCUACAUAAAGCCCAGACGGUACUUUCUGAGGUGAUCAUGGGUGACGCCGAUCUUCUCAAUGUCCAGAUCCUCGUCGGAAUGGUCAUGCUCUUUCAAGGCACGCAAGAUCUUAAACCAGCGACGAUGCUGAUCGCCAUUGCUUUACGUCUGGCGCACCAGUUAGGGCUACAUACUCGAAGAGCCAAUCACCUCGACACUUCCCAGGUGUUGGAACGGGACCGAGUCUUUUGGAUAGCAUACCUCCUCGACAGAGACAUCAGCUUGCGCACAAGUCAGCCCCCUGUGCAACGCGAGGCCGACAUCCACCUUGAGUGGCCGUCAGCCGAGCCCGAAGAUGGAGCUGGAAACGUGACCGGUGUCGACGGUGGCUCAUUCAACUUUCUUCGAUGCCGCGUACGCCUUGCUCGGGUCCAAGGUGAGAUCUACGACUUCAUGGUUGCAAUGCGUGCCGGGACGAUGGAUAACUACCAGCGAGACGAGGACAUGGUUCGUCUCAACCAUAUGCUGGACGAGUGGAUCUCAACUAUACCGCCACCGUUCCGACCCAGCUCUGUGCUGCAAAUUGGACAGCCAAAUCUGUGCAGAAGCUUUGCGGUCCUCUACUCCACCCAUCUUGCCUGUCGGACUCAGGUUUACCGGGCCCACGCCAUGGCGUCGCGCUGGAUGCAGAGCCUACAGAGUUUUGGCAGAACGAUUACGCAACGAGGACGUAUUAUUCCAGCACCCCUGCCUACACCGUCAUUGCAAGAUUGGGAGAAACUCGUUGACGAGGCUCGUGGAUUCAUGCAGCUGUUUUGGGGCGUGGAACGAAGAGACCAGGCGUUCAUCUGGAUGACCGCGUGCACAUAUAUCUCUGGAUCCGUAUGUUUGACGGCCAACAUCCUGUUUGAGCCAUUCCAUGCGAGUGUGGAAGACGACCUGUCACUGGUGAAUCUGUCCAUCUCCCUCUUGGAAGAUCUGAUACAACAAACAGGGCACGAGCCUCUGAAAGAUCUACGAGACGCAUGCGAGGAGCUCCUGUGUUAUGCUUGUGCACUACUGCCUAUGGCUAAUGUUUAG